Messenger RNA from Anguilla rostrata (American eel), 1617 nucleotides. RefSeq names its product AP-1 complex subunit sigma-1A-like. Gene Ontology annotation, molecular function: clathrin-cargo adaptor activity. The record is from RefSeq and is a predicted model, not a curated record. Gene Ontology annotation, biological process: vesicle-mediated transport; intracellular protein transport. Bases 212 to 688 code for a protein of 158 amino acids. Gene Ontology annotation, cellular component: intracellular membrane-bounded organelle; membrane coat; AP-1 adaptor complex. Lineage: Eukaryota; Metazoa; Chordata; Actinopteri; Anguilliformes; Anguillidae. The transcript is spliced from 5 exons.
AUGCGCAAGCGGCGUGACGAGUUUUCUGGUUUCCUGCCUCUGUCCAUUCGGCGAUUCGGGUCUUACAGAUGCUGUUAAUGGCUGAAUCCUGUUUGAAAUGUUAACCUUUUCGGGGACUGAAACUGAGAAAAAUACUUGAACAUUAGGCUUGGACCGGGAGACAAGUGCGACAGAGACAUCCCUGCCCAAGAUCGUGGAAGAAGCUGGCAAGAUGAUGCGCUUCAUGCUGCUGUUCAGCCGGCAGGGGAAGCUGCGGCUGCAGAAGUGGUACACACCCACGGCGGAGCGGGACAAGAAGAAGAUGGUGCGCGAGCUCAUGCAGGUGGUGCUGGCCCGCAAGCCCAAGAUGUGCAGCUUCCUGGAGUGGAGGGACCUGAAGAUCGUCUACAAGAGGUAUGCCAGCCUGUAUUUCUGCUGUGUGGUGGAGGAGCAGGAUAACGAGCUCAUCACCCUGGAGAUCAUCCACCGCUUUGUGGAGCUGCUGGAUAAGUACUUCGGCAGCGUGUGCGAGUUGGACAUCAUCUUUAACUUUGAGAAGGCCUACUUCAUCCUGGACGAGUUUCUGAUGGGCGGGGAGAUCCAGGACACGUCCAAGAAGAGUGUCCUGAAGGCCAUCGAGCAGGCGGACCUGCUGCAGGAGGAGGACGAGUCUCCUAGAAGUGUGCUGGAGGAGAUGGGGCUGGCGUAGUCUGCAGGGCGGGGACUACAGACCUUAAAAGGACAGGGUGGGAGGAGCCUUUGUGCUGCAAGAGGAGGAGUUUGACUUGUGGAAGAAACCAGGACAAAGGAGAUGAAUGGAACCAUAAAAAAAAAGAAAAUUGGAACUAAAAAAAAGUGGGUCUGAAUUCUUAAAUACUGGGGGGUUGGGGUGGGGGGUGUGGUAAGAAAAAUUUGCAACAAAAAAGGAUAUAUUUUCUCUUUGCUAUUAAUGGGGUAUGAUGUGAAUUCUGAGUGUAUUUAAGCAUGGCUGUGGCCUGUAACUUUUUUUUUUUUUUCGGAGGUGGGGGGCUUUGGAGGGUGAACAGCGAUCUGCUGUGGUUGGCUUUUAGGAGGCGGAGCCUGAUCUGGCACCCCUCGCAGGCAUUACUGCCUAGCCCUCAGUUUCCCCGGUAACCGCUGGCCUGCCAUGACCGUGCCUGAGACAAACCCGUGGUUGAUUGGCGUUCUCAUCCCCCCCCCCCCCAAACAGGGGAAAGGGUGCUGCCGGUCAGCGGGGGGGAGGGAGGCGGGCGGGGGUCUUAUCUGCCGCGGCUCAGACGUGGUGGGGGUGGGGCACCCUCUUCCUGGGGUUGUUCAGACCUGAUAACCCCCGUCACCUCUUCCAGAAACACUCAAAAUGACGCGCGCUUUAGAUGGAGAUCGUCAGAGUAAUCCAUUAACGGAUCAGGUCCUGGGUCUGCCUGAGGACAGAUAGCGAGUGACUCGCGACAGGCCCUGGCAGGUCCCCUCUGUGUUUAGGGGGCGGAGCCCAGAGGCUCACCUAUGAUUGGCCUUCUUGAUUUUUUUUAUUUUUUAUGUUUGUUUUUUAUUUUCACUGUUUCCAAAGAGAUUACUUCCGUCUUUCUGCCUGUAAGACAGCAGUCAGGGAAUGGAGAGACCGAAUAACGGGAACAGAGA